AUGAUCAAUAUGUCAUAUGGUGGGAAAUGGGAAUUUCGAAGUAGAAUGCUAUUUAUAUUUUUUCCCUUUCGUAUGAAUAGUGCAAUUAUUUUAAAUCUGGGAAAUUUAUAAAAUCGAUAUCAUAUAACAUGAAAUUUGAAUAGAUUAAAAAAUACUGGAUUAAAAAAAGAUUCUGAUAAAAUAUACAACUUGUAUAGAUAAUUUGUAUUACAGUGUAGAUAAUUAAUGCGGUAUUUACAAUUAUCUCAGCAUCUUGUAGUGUGUAUACAUGGUAAAUCACUAAAAGCAAUGCAAUCCAAGAGGCAAGCUCUUUUACUCUCUUCAUCAAAUUGCCAUGGAUAUUCUUUAUUGGAGUUUGCAAGAGACGAAAUAUGCAAUUUCUUAAAAAUGAACAAUGUUGAGGAAUUAAUAUUUGUGCCAUACGCACAGAAUGAUUUUGACAGCUAUACAAAUAAAAUCAAGGAGGUUAUCAACCCAUGGGGAUUUUCUGUGAAAGGUUUGCACUCAUAUGGAGACCCAAUAGAUGCAAUCAAAUCUGCUAAAGGUAUCUUUAUAGGAGGAGGAAAUACUUUUCUUUUACUAAGCAGAUUAUAUGAAAAAAAAUUAGUACAGUUAAUACGAGAAAGAGUAGAGAAUGGCAGCUUGGUCUAUAUGGGAAGUAGUGCAGGAACAAAUGUAGCAACAAAAAGUAUUCAUACAACAAAUGACAUGCCAAUUAUUUAUCCUCCCAGCUUUGAUGGUAUUGCUAUUGUGCCAUUCAAUAUAAAUCCUCAUUAUAUUGAUAAAGUUGAGAGUGAAACCCACAAAGGAGAGACCAGAGACCAAAGAAUAAGCGAAUACAUGGAAAUGGACCAUGCUAAUCCAGUGCUUGGAUUGAGAGAAGGUUCAAUUCUAUAUGUCAAUGGAAACUCACUUAUUUUGAAAGGAGUGGCUGGUGCCGUAGUAUUCAAAAAGAAUGAAAAGAAAAUCGAGUAUGAUGUUGGCACAGAUGUGUCAUUUUUAUUAGAUAAAAAUUAAAAUAUUUUUCUAAUGUGCAUAGGUCAUAUCUAUGCAAAUACCAGUCGCAACCUAACAUAAAUGCUAAGAAUAUAAAGAAAAUCACUACAAUGUUUUAUGAAUAUGCAGUUUUAUGAAUAAGUAUCAAUUCUAACCAAUAUUUAUUAAAAUAUUUAUUCACUGUA
This is a messenger RNA of Zerene cesonia (dogface butterfly), 1181 nucleotides long. Its product is annotated as probable alpha-aspartyl dipeptidase. The record is from RefSeq and is a predicted model, not a curated record. Gene Ontology annotation, biological process: proteolysis. Gene Ontology annotation, molecular function: serine-type peptidase activity. Lineage: Eukaryota; Metazoa; Arthropoda; Insecta; Lepidoptera; Pieridae. The coding region runs from base 226 to 1017 and encodes 263 amino acids. The transcript has 3 exons.